AUGUACACAAACUACAUACCCUCAUCGUCGUCGGACCGCGCCGCGAACGUGGAAUUCAUCAACAGUUGCAGUUUCCUGGACACGAAUCAAGUGUGCUGUGGUCUGUGCGGUGAGAUAGUUGACUACGAUAAACUGCUGACCGAGCAUCUGCCACACGCCCAUCCCGAAUAUCAGUCACAGGAGAUGCAGUUGGAGGAGAUUCCCUAUACGAGUUGGUUGAAGGAUCGCCUGAAACGCGAAUCGAAAUUUCUGGAAAACGGAUUCCGCAACUAUGACGAUCCGCACCAACAUCAGAUUGGCUCGUCAGCCGGAUUCGGCGGCGCGCCACGUCUCUAUACUCGAAAUUUGCGACAAAUGAGAAAAGUGUCGCAAAUCCGAGUGAAUGUCAACGAGAUGUCGAUGAGCCAACUGGAGACGGCGCUCAAACGAAAGCUGAUCGAAAAGAUGGGCAGAAAAGUGCCGGUAUCCCUGGUGGACCGCCUUCACGCCAGAUGUGACAUAUGUCAAGCGGUGGUGUCGUUGAACAAGAAGUUCGAGGUCAUUCACCUCGUCCGCCACUUCAACGCGUGGCAUCCGGCGGAGCAUCGUUGUUCCCAGGAGUGGAAAGAGGUCGCAGCACUGCCGAAUCCCGGAGCCAGACACCCGUUGAGCCUUCACGACUUUGCUGUGGUGUCCACGGAAACUGAUCAGAACAAUUUGCAGUGUAUAUGGUGUGGAAUGUUUAUGGAUAGAGCCGCACUGGGAAUGCACUUCUCCGAGAUUCACACGCAGCAGCAUUUUUUCUCCGGUUUUUUGACAAGUUUCAGGUUUCUAGCUCAUCUAGAAGCCGAGAUAUGGUCAUUUGAAGUUUUGGAGAUAAUCGUCCCGAACUGCUCCCUUUGCCUUCAAGAAAUGGUCAUGACCGCACGUUUCAUGGAGAAAUAUGGAAAAGACUUUGGAAUCAGUCUUCCCGACGAAUUCCACUUGCAAAGCUCGAAACUCGGCGCGAAAUACAGCUCGGAGAAGGCGAUGGACAAGGCGAUCGAGAAGCAUUUGAAGAGGAUCGCUAUGAAGGGCGGUGCGGAUCAGUCGGACGGUGGAGGUGGUGGCAUAGACGACGAUGACGAUGAUCAGACGAUCUCAAUCACCAACUCGCAGCAAUCGUUUGGCCGUCGAAAUCGCCUAAAACGCAAAUUCGUGAAACCGUGCUUCCGCCAAGUCUGUCCACCGAAUUCCGAGUUUUUCGAACCGAAAUCCGCGUGCGAAUGGCGUUGUCGUCUGUGCAAUCGCUUCGUUUAUGCCGCCGUCAUCUCGGCGGGCGCCAUCAAACAUUUCAAGGAGUUCCAUCCGGCGGAAAUCGAUAAAAUGCAAUAUGAACUUGUUAAGUAUGUUUCAGUCCAAAAACGAGCGAAUUUGGACUACGUUGAGCCGAGAUACAGCUAUAAGUUGGCGCGCCUUUUCCAAUUGUUCUCUACGAAAUUGUACACAUUUCUGUCCGAAUUCCAGGCGCGUCUCGAACGAAUUGGCGACGGCUCAAUGGAAUUCGUGCAUCCGCAACUCGUCGAAUGUCUCAUCUGCAACCUAACCUACGCCCUCCACAAACCGUUCAACAUCUGUCGUGCGAUUCGUCAUCUCCGUCUGAAACAUCCAGAAGUGAUGCCAGAAACGUCUGGAAAAUCAAUUUCCGGCGCCGAAAUCGCUGAAACUGUCAAUCUGAAAGCGCCAGUGAUGACCAAUCCUUCGACCGCGUCGACCGCCGCUGCGGCCAAAAAGCGCCCCAAUAUCCGAUUUGGCGACUGUAUAACGGACCCAAUUGAGCUGGAGAAGUUUAGAAAAGAGAAUUGGGAUCAGCAGUUUGAUAAGGUUCAAGUGGUGUACGGUAUCAAGAAGAACGACGAGCCAGCGUUCAUUUUGUUGAUGGACAAUGAGCAAAUGGAUGAGAAGACGGCGAUGGAGAUGGCCGAGAAGGAGCAGGAGAAUGGUAAGAAUCUCAGAAUCUCAGAAUCUCAGAGGCUCAGGAUCUCAGAAGUCCCAGAAUCUCAGGAAUCUCAGAAUCUCAGAGGCUCAGAGGCUCAGAAUCUCAGAAUCUCAGAAUCUCAGAAUCUCAGAAUCUCAGAAUCUCAGAAUCUCAGAAUCUCAGAAUCUCAGAAUCUCAGAAUCUCAGAAUCUCAGAAUCUCAGAAUCUCAGAAUCUCAGAAUCUCAGAAUCUCAGAAUCUCAGAAUCUCAGAAUCUCAGAAUCUCAGAAUCUCAGAAUCUCAGAAUCUCAGAAUCUCAGAAUCUCAGAAUCUCAGAAUCCCAGAAUCUCAGAAUCUCAGAAUCUCAGAAUCUCAGAAUCUCAGAAUCUCAGAAUCUCAGAAUCUCAGAAUCUCAGAAUCUCAGAAUCUCAGAAUCUCAGAAUCUCAGAAUCUCAGAAUCUCAGAAUCUCAGAAUCUCAGAAUCUCAGAAUUCCAGAAUCUCAGAAUCUCAGAGUCUCAGAAUCUCAGAAUAUCAUAAACUCAGAAUCUCAGAAUCUUAGAAUUUCAGAUUCUCAGAAUCUCAGAAUCUCAGAAUCUCAGAAUCUCAGAAUCUCAGAAUUUCAGAAUUUCAGAAACUCAGAAUUUCAGAAUUUCAGAAACUCAGAAUUUCAGAAUUUCAGAAACUCAGAAUCUCCAGAAUUUUUCGAAUUUCGGAUUUUUCGAUGUAAUUCCACCCCUCAAACCCUUGGUAAUUCACUUUGGAGACAACACACCCACAAUUCUACAGACAAAUGCGACAAAACGGUUGACAAGUACAUCGAGCAGGAUGUGGUGCUUGUUGUUAUCGAUUUGAUGCUACAGUACGUUCAAGCCUAUCGUCAUCUCCUUCUGAACGUCAGAAUUCAACGCCCGGAGCGUCUUUUUGUGAUGUUUUGGCUGAGCCACGCGGCAGAAGUUUGGAUUCGAGAGCGUGAGAAUCGAGAGGAGCAGACGACGAUGCUAGCUGAUCAGGAAUGGAUGUUCUACCGGUGCCUUCUCCUUUCCGCCGUCGAAAUCAGCUCCUUCGUUUUUGUAAUUUUACUAUUUUGGAAGCUGAAAAAAGACGAAACAGUUCAUACGUGGCGACAAAUGAUCAGCUUGACAAUGUUGGGAUAUUAUGGUGAGCAAUGGAUGGGAAUUCUGAAAUUCUGA
Caenorhabditis briggsae is the source of this 3126-nucleotide messenger RNA. Gene Ontology annotation, biological process: intracellular sterol transport. The record is from RefSeq and is a predicted model, not a curated record. Lineage: Eukaryota; Metazoa; Nematoda; Chromadorea; Rhabditida; Rhabditidae.